Messenger RNA from Clarias gariepinus (North African catfish), 1099 nucleotides. RefSeq names its product spermidine/spermine N1-acetyltransferase family member 2b (gene sat2b). The record is from RefSeq and is a predicted model, not a curated record. Lineage: Eukaryota; Metazoa; Chordata; Actinopteri; Siluriformes; Clariidae. The transcript has 6 exons. The coding region runs from base 156 to 671 and encodes 171 amino acids. Gene Ontology annotation, molecular function: N-acetyltransferase activity.
ACGUUAAAGACUCGUUGAAAAAAGAACGAAUCGUUCAUGAACGACGCAUCGCUGCUUUACACUGGGAGGGGUUUGGAGUGACUUGGCAACCCGGACCCGAGCUCAGCCCUGUGGAGUCAGUGUGGAGGUUUGAUUUCACUGUGGAGAACUUCACCAUGAGCUUCAGGGUCCGAGCAGCGCGGCAGGAGGACUGCACAGACAUCCAGAGGAUGAUCAUGGAGUUAGCAGUGUAUGAGAAGAUGGCUGACCAGGUGAAGAUCUCACAUGAAGAGCUACAGAGAGAUGGAUUCGGUCCAAACCCGUUUUAUCAGUGUCUGGUAGCCGAGGUGCCGGAGGAGCUAAAAUCUGAACAUGGACACACCACAGUUGGCUAUGCGCUCUAUUUUUACACCUACAGCACAUGGAAAGGGAGGAGCAUCUAUAUGGAGGAUCUGUACGUCAUGCCAGAGUUCAGAGGUAGAGGUAUCGGGAAAGGUCUGAUGUCGUCUGUAGCUCGAGUGUGUGUAGAACAGCAGUGUGUGCGUCUGCAGUUCUCCGUGUUGAACUGGAAUAAACCGUCUCUGGACUUCUACCUGAAUAAAGGAGCGGUGGAUCUGACGAUGGAGGAGGGCUGGCACGUUCUGCGCUUCCACGGUUCAGCACUCGACAAACUCGCACUCGAGGCGCCAUGACAACCAACACCACAACCAACAUCACCGCAAUCAAUCCCGCAAUCAAUCCCGACAAUGUAGGCAACACCAAAAUCAGCACAAUCAACACCAGUAUCAUUGCUGUAACAAAUUCUAUCACCUUAACCAACAUUAGCAUUAAAUAUAGUUCAGAGGAAUUGAACAUGUACGAAUAUCCUGAUUCUGUAUUUAAUCUGGUAACUAAAUGGGUGACUGAAUUUUUGGAUGCAACAUGUACCUUAUAAGUUGAUUCGUGUCUUUUCUAUGAUGUAAUGCGUGUAUAAAUUUCAGUAUAUAAACUGUGUAAUUUCCACCUGUCCCUCGUACCCCUCUGAGGUUAAUGUACCCUACGUGUAAUGGUACUGGUGGCUACCUGGACGAUGGUGAUUCUGUCAUCUACAGAUUUGAAUAAAUACUCGUUGAGCACGUAA